Molecule: messenger RNA, 2763 nt
Organism: Heterostelium album PN500
Lineage: Eukaryota; Evosea; Eumycetozoa; Acytosteliales; Acytosteliaceae
Exons: 4
Coding region: 1-2763 (920 amino acids)
Source: RefSeq, a predicted model, not a curated record
AUGCAGAAUAGAAACAUAGGCAUUAGUGGUCAGGUUUUAAACUUUCUUGAAAUCCACCAAGAUGAACAACAAGACUCACCACUAGUAGUUCUCGCCACCAACCUUCCACUAAACACCCAAAUCUCUGCGUUUGAAAGACAUGUUGCAAAUUCCUCUGGUAUUCAGGCCAGAGAUACCAAGGCCGUUGCACAAGGUUUCGAGUUUGUUGUAGACUCUAAUGCCGACUAUCAAUGUUUGACUGAAGAUCCUAUCACCUAUGCUAAUAUGAUCAUACAAUUCUCAAAGGUUAGAGAAUUAAAGACUGGAUCCUCAAAGCUUGUUUUGAAUGGUCUCAUACUGAAUUCAGAUAUCCAAACGAUUAAAGAAUGUUUUUCCACUACUUACAAUGUAAAUGUUAUCAACAUCACUAGACCGAAUGAAAAUACCGCCGAGGUAACAUUAAGCCAUGAGCACUGUUGUCAUGUACUCCGAUCCAACUCAACUUUCCGUGUAAUGGGAAAGAAAGUUUCCAUCUCAGUGGCCAACUCGUUCAACUAUAUCAUUUCGAAGUCUACCGAUAGUCAACCGUUGAAUCCAGACGCUCUCAUCCGAUAUCUCGCUAGCACCAUGGAUGUCAAAGUGUCGUCGGUCAAGACCAACAAUGACAGGAGUGUAGCUUGGCUGAAUGUCGUCAGUGACACCGAGGAGUUCAACGCCAUUCUCCUUGAGGACGGCUAUAGAAUGAUGUUCAAUAACGUCUAUCAUACUAUAUUCCCAACUUCGAGCCAAACCAUUCUAUUCAGCUCAUCACAUGCUCUUACACAAGAAACUCUUGUUGAAUUCCUCAGCCAGUUUAAUUUCCAAACAAACAACCAUCUCAUCUUCCAUGGUGGUAUGUCUGGUGCCAUUACUCCAGCAUCCGAGGAAAUCAGAAACCAACUACUUCAAUUAAGAUCACUUGAAAGACCAAAUAAUAACAACAACAACAGCAACAAUAACAACAAUAACAAUAAUAAUAAUAACAACAAUAAUAAUAAUAAUUCACAACACCAAUCAUCACCAAAUCAAUCAAAUGUAAAUAAUCAAGAAUAUAACGGUUAUCCAAAUUUACCAAAUAUGGAACCAUAUAAUGUAACACCCACCAAACAACCAAUUUUAAAUAAUCAAACAUCAUCAACAACAACACGUGUUCAACAAGAUCAACAUAUGAAUGACAUUAAAUUCGAGGAGUUAAAGUCAGGUUAUGUAACAUUCAGAUUUACCGACCAUUGCGCGACUAUUGAUGACUUGCUCAUUGUUUUGAAAAAAGCAAGAAUAGUUCCUUUGUCUCAUCCUGUAGUCUUAGGUCCAGUUGCAAUCGUCGAACUGGAACAUAGAUUGAUUGAUCCUCUCAUUUUCAAAUACAAUGAAUCCGGUCGUGAUUUCUUGAUUGACAUCAAAGGUAAAGAGAUAAGAAUAAAUCAUUUCACAGGUGAUUUACCGGAAUGGGCUGUUUACCUUCUGCCAUUGAAGCCUGUAUCCGAUGCCUCAGAGUUGAGCGCCAUCAGCUAUUUGAAACACACCAAGUGUGUCCAACAUGGUAACUUUUAUAAAGUGUCUAUGCCGACCUCUGACGAGAAAGAUGUACUUUUGGAUAUUAAAUUGCUCAUUACCGACUCCAAUAAGUAUUGGGUGUAUGACAACCAUCAAUCACGUCAGAUUCGCUCCAACAGUAAAGAAAUCUCCAAAGUUCAAUACGAAUUCUUGAAGAAAAUCAAAUGUGACUUGCAAGAUCUACUCUUGAAAGAUCAAAUUGAUUUCCAAAUGGAAGACGAUUCACAUACAUGCUAUAUGGUCUUUACCUCGCCAAACCCGAUGGAUUCAGGACUGAGAAAACUGAGCCAGUUCUUGGAUGACAAAUACAAAGCCGAGAAAGAAAAGGUCACAUGUCUAGAAUCAAAGCUCGUUUUGGACGUAGUCAAGGAUAUGUUCAUGGGAAAACAAUCUACCUAUGACGUUUUGAAACUUGGUAAUAGUGUUGGUGAGGAGCAAUUGAGCAUCCAUAUGUAUGGUCCAAUCGCUGAAAUCAACUCGAUCUCCAAGGUAUUGUCCAACUCAUCCUGUCAAUCAUUCGAGUUGAAUUCAGCCAGUCAAACCGUAUUAAACAAGGAGAGGCAAUCUCUCAAAAACAACGAGAAGCAACUACAAGCAUUCAAAGUUAAAUACUCAUUUGUUGGAAAUUUGGUUGUUGCCUUUGGUAAUUCAGAUUCAAUCGAGAAGAUGUUCAAGUUUGUCGAGAAAAUUUUGAAUCGUCAAGAUUCCAAACAGUUAUACAUCAACAAUAUUGAAAUGAAUUUCUACAAAAAACUCAUCAAAACCAACCAAGACAAGCCAGACUAUCAAUGUUUCAGAGAUUGCGAUAUCAAUUUCCAACAAACAUUUGAUAAGAGAAUUUGUUUGUCGAUUAGUGGUGAAGAGUCAAAAGUCAGACAGGUAACCGGUAAACUCGAUGAAAUUAAAUCGCAGAUCAAUCUGAUUCUUACCAUCACCAAGAGAUUUUCAAGGGAAUCUUCAAACUACUUUGACGAGUACCUAUCGAAGUACUUUGAUGAUAGCACCAACAUCACAUAUCUAUCUCAACAAAGCGAUUAUUCUGAAUUCCGUCAAUUCACAAUCAAUCUCUACUGUCAUCCAAAGCUCGAAUGCCAAGAUGAUUCAAUAUCUCCCAUAUGGAUCUAUCGCAGUCUAUGGAUUAUUGCAAACAUCGAUAGAGUCACUGGUUGCCAAGAUCCAUACUCUCCUUGA